Molecule: messenger RNA, 2048 nt
Organism: Sinocyclocheilus anshuiensis
Lineage: Eukaryota; Metazoa; Chordata; Actinopteri; Cypriniformes; Cyprinidae
Product: bromodomain-containing protein 7-like
Exons: 17
Coding region: 101-1939 (612 amino acids)
Biological process (GO): regulation of transcription by RNA polymerase II
Cellular component (GO): nucleus
Source: RefSeq, a predicted model, not a curated record
GCGGCUUCAUGAGAGGCGCUCUGAAAUCUUUACCGACACAAAACAAAGAGCGGACUGGUCAAGCACUGACCUGGCUGAACCUUCAGCUUUACUUUAAAUUAUGGGCAAAAAGCACAAGAAACACAAAUCAGAGAAGCACACACACGACGAGCGUCCACUGAAGCUGGUGUUGAAAGUGGCUGGGAAUGAGGUCACCACAGGCAGCCCUAGCCUCAAGAGUGUUCACAACGAUUCUGUAGAUUACGACAAACACAAAGACAAGAAAAAGAAGAAGAAAAAGAAGGACGAGAAGGACAGAGCCAGAGCCAGUCCUCCAGUGUCACCGGUUGACAAAAAGAAAAAGAUGACCAAAAAAAGGAAGGGCCCAGACUCUGUGGAUCCAGACUGGGAUGAGCAGAGCAGAACUCCUGCUCGCUCCGAUGUGUCCCAGGACAAGCCCCUCACCCUCUCACUUGCCAAAAUGGAAGAAAAAGAGCAGACGCCUCUACAGGAAGCUCUGAGUCAGCUCAUCCGACAACUUCAGAGGAAGGACCCAAGUGCAUUCUUCUCAUUUCCUGUGACAGACCUGAUCGCUCCAGGAUACUCUCUCAUUAUAAAGAGACCCAUGGACUUCAGCACUAUGAAGGAGAAAGUGAAGAAGGAGCAAUACCAGUCACUUGAGGAGCUCAAGCUGGAUUUCAAAGUGAUGUGUGAGAAUGCUUUGAUCUACAACAAACCAGAGACAAUUUACUACAAAGCCGCAAAGAAACUCCUUCACUCUGGCAUGAAGAUCUUGAGCAAGGAGAGACUGGACAGUUUAAAACAGAGCAUAGAGUUCAUGGCUGGCCUGCAGACGUCUAGCAGUCAUUCAGCAGAGGAUGGAGAGGAUGAGGGCGGGACGUCUGAUGCUGUCAAAGAGAACUCAUCUGUUAUGGACACAAGUGACAACUCCCAAUCACCUCGUGUAGGCAACAAAGAUACACCAAGGGCCAGUAAGGAUGAUGCUCAGAAGAGCCAAGCAGAGAAGGACCUGGAGGAGAUCAAGAAGAUCGUUGAGGAGUCUGGAGGGAAACUCUCAAACAGAAGCCUGCAGUGUGAGCUGGAGUUUGAGAGAAGGAAGUCUGAUGGUUCAACUACUCUGGGCAUUCUGAACCCCGCUGACUUGAGCGCUGGAGAUCCAGGAUACUGCCCAGUCAAAUUGGGCAUAUUAUGUGAAAGUCUCCUCAUGCCCCUCUCUCUCUUUGCAGUUGCCUAUAUGAAUUACGGCCCAUUCAGCUCAUAUGCACCUACAUAUGACUCCAGUUUUGCCCAUAUCAGCAAAGAGGACUCUGAUCUCAUUUACUCCUUCUAUGGAGAGGACAACAGUCAGCCAGAAUCUGAAAGCAUUGCAGAUUACCUGGCUAAAUCCGAGGAACACAUGAGCAGGUUGGCAGAUAAUGUCUUGGAUGCUUUGACCAGUGGGGAGCACUCAAGACAACUGAAAGAGACAGAAACUGAUAAUCUAACCAUGGAGGAGCCUGCAGAGAAAGUAGACACAACAGAUGAUGCUGUGGUUGUCGUGUCAGAGCCCAGCAGGGGUGAUGGUGCUUUGGAUUUGAAUCCUGACCUGCUCCCUGAGAGCUUUGACUCAGAAGAAGCAGAGCAUUUCCAGAAGAAGCUGGAUGAGACGACAGUGUUGCUGAGGGAGCUGCAGAAGGUUCAGAAAGAGAGACUGAGCGCUAAACAGCCACCAAACAUCAUCUGCCUACUGGCUCCUACUGCUAAAGAGCUGCAGCUUGCGGAGAAAGUUACGGGUAACCUGACCCAGCUGACCAGUCAGGUGACUCCUGGUGAUGUGUGCAGUGUGUACGGUAUUAGAAAGGCCAUGGGUAUCUCGCUACCUAACCAUACUGCACAGGAUUCAUUCAUACGUCUGACCACAGUGGGAGAUAUAACUGAACCCAUGGAGGGAGUGUGUUGAGAUCCUCCAUCACUGCAGUCUAUCAGUUCUGCUUAUCUUAUGUCAUCCCCAGUGGUGCUGUUUCUAAUUUACUUGUGUUUCAUUUAAUAAACAUCUGUUUUUUUUUUUU